UAAAUUGGCUUUCAGCUUUUAAAAAUUCCUAAUAGAGCUUUGCAGUUACAGCUCUGGUCCCUGACUUUUAAAAUUUUAUGGAGUAACUGAGGAGAAGGAUAGACAAAUAAUUAAUGAAUGAUGCAGGAAAGCUUCCUGGAAAAAGUGACUUUGAGACCUGGUAAUGCCCCAAUAAAGGUGGCCACUCUCAGGUUUUCAUUUUCUUUCCACAAAGAACAGAGGAAGAGUUCCUAGAUCAAGUGAAGAGGAAGCUGGCUCAGACCAGCCCUGAGAAAGACCUGUUGAUCACAAAGCCUUGUCACUGUAAGGAUAUCCUGAAGUUAGUGCUCUCACCCCUCACCCAGCAUUGCUUGGUCAUUGGAGAAACGACCUGUGCAUUUUACUACCUGCUGGAGGCUGCGGCUGCCUCCUUGGAUCUGUCAGAUAAUUAUAUGGCCUUCUUUUAUUUAAGGAAGGCAAGCAGUCUUCUGGGCCAACCCUCAGCAUUUUCAUUUUUGAAAAAACACAAGGUGAAGAUCUGUCAGUUUGAGGAGGCUACUUUCUGCCGUCUUCUGUCAGAGGUCUGUUUCAACAUGGGACACAUCACUUUAGCCAAAAAAUUGGCUAGGAAAGCCCUUCGGCUGCUGAAAAGGAAUUUCCCUUGGACAUGGUUUGGUGUCCUUUUCCAGACAUUCCUGGAAAAGUAUUGGCAUCCCUGUACCCUGAGCCAACCUCCAAACAACCCUAGUGAGAAUAAGAAGAAUUUGGCAGUUCUGCAGCAGCAGGUGCAUUGCCUCUCCCUACUCUGGCAGCUCUAUAACCUGGAGGCCACAGCCAGUAGCUACAGGUUUGCCUGCCUGGCUACUCUUAUGCAGAAGAAUUCAGCCGAGGAGUUUACAAAUGAAGCCCAGCUUGUCUCUACCUAUGUGGAGCUCUCUCAGUUCUCCCAGAGCAUGGGCAUCAAGGACAAGUGGCUGUACUGUGAGCAGAUGGCCAUUCAGAAAAGCAGUUUAUGUUGGUUCUCCAGAGAGGGAUUGUUGGCCACAGCUCAGCUCAUGCAGACCCUGGCCUACACCAAGCUCUGCCUUGGCCAUCUUGACUUCUCCAUCAAGCUGGGUUUUCAAGCUCGUGAGAUACGCAGACACCUCAAGAAACCAGCUCUGGAGAAUCUGGUUCUCUCAGUUCUCUUCAGAUCUGCAUUUCUGAAGAAGAAAUUUGGUCUGUGUGUCCAUGUACUGGAGAGUCAGUGGGCGCUCAUUUCUCAGGGUUAUGAUGUCCUUGGCCUGGCCUGCUUUUACUCUGCUUGCUUAGAUCUGCUGCUCUACGGAAAAGGAUUGCUGUUUCGGCCCUUUAGUGAGUGUCUGCGUUUUGUUCAAAUCUACGAGCACAGCCGUGUUCUGACCUCUCAGAGCAAUGUCAUGCUGGGGGUCCACUCCUCCCUGGCCAUGUGGUUUGCCCAGGAAUCACAGUGGGACCUGUUUGAACACUAUUUCUCCAAGGCUUGCCAGUUGGUGAAAAAAACCAAUGCUUCGCUAUUUGGUGCACAUGGCUUUGUCCGAUUCCUAGAGUGCCAUGUGCUAAUGUUACAGAAAAUACCAGAGGGUAUCUUCAUGCAUAUUCCUCUAGAGCUUCGCAGCCAAACCCUUGAGUACUUUAAGGAGUUCUUCUGUCGAUGUGUGACCUGCCCUGUCUAUCACCAGUGGGUAUCUGAGCUUAAGGCCUCUGUAAUGAGAUGUGAAAAGAGAGAAUUCAUGUCCCUGACUAACAGCAUCAGACCUUUUGACACUUGCUUGACCAGGAUUUGGAUAAAAGGAGAAUUUCUGCAGGAAAAUAACUCUUAGAAAAGAAAUUUAGGAAUACAGAGUAAGCAUUUCUUCCUGGAACCCUUGUGUGAGAGACAUAAAGACAGUCUCAGAUUCUUACUCAUGAGCAAAGGCUGCACUUCUGAAGUAAAAAGGGACACACAGAUGUAAGGAGUUAGUCCUUGCUCCAGAGGAUUUAACAGAGUGGCUGAUGUCAAGGAGAACAAGGAUACAGAAGAAACUCAAGAUAUAUGUGUUAAAAGAACAAUAACCUGAAGGGACCGUGAUUCUCCUAUUGUAUAUAACACAAGGAAAUGCCCCAGAUUCUCCUUUUAAAUAUAUAGUGUACAUAUUAAGUAUACUAGCCUUUAUAGUUACUGCUAUCUAUAUGUUUAUCAAAAUAAAAGACUAUAUUUUUCUAAAACA
Rhinopithecus roxellana (golden snub-nosed monkey) is the source of this 2207-nucleotide messenger RNA. Its product is annotated as adenylate cyclase type 10-like. The record is from RefSeq and is a predicted model, not a curated record. Gene Ontology annotation, cellular component: cytoplasm. The transcript is spliced from 11 exons. NCBI's taxonomy places the organism in Eukaryota, Metazoa, Chordata, Mammalia, Primates, Cercopithecidae. Gene Ontology annotation, molecular function: adenylate cyclase activity. The coding region runs from base 432 to 1820 and encodes 462 amino acids.